CGUCGAGAGAAUUAGACGAGAAGAGUCUCUGAGGAUUUACACUUCGUGCAGGCAUAUUCCACUUGCAUUUGUUGCGUUAUUAUUUCUGAAGUUACAUUUCAAUCAAGUUCGGCUCCGACAACUCUUUCUUGGACGUUCUGUUCUUCCAAAGGAAGGGCGACGCAGGAUGAGCGGACCGACUUUUGAGAAGAAGAUAUCGAGCAUUUUAUCCGAGCUCCCUGGCUCCAUGAACUGCCACCCAGCCACCAAAGACUCCCCAACUCUGCCCGAGUCCUCCGCGACGGAUAUGGGUUACUACAGUGGACAGACGACGCACGGCCAGCACGAAUACUACCACGGCCAGUCAUACUCGCAGCCCAUGAACCCCUACCCGUAUCACCAGUUCAAUCUAAAUGGGAUGGGGGGUGCGGGGGCCUACCCUGCCAAGUCAGAAUACCCCUUCUCCCAUUCAUACAGACAAUACGGACAUUACAACAGGGAUCUGCAGACACCCCCUCAGGACAUAGUAAAAGAAGAACCAGAGCCUGAAGUCCGAAUGGUAAAUGGAAAGCCGAAAAAAAUCCGAAAGCCACGCACCAUUUAUUCCAGUUAUCAGCUAGCAGCGUUGCAACGGCGGUUCCAAAAGGCACAAUACUUGGCUCUCCCCGAGAGAGCCGAACUUGCGGCUCAGCUUGGUCUGACGCAAACACAGGUUAAGAUCUGGUUCCAGAACCGGCGGUCCAAGUUCAAGAAGCUGUACAAGAACGGAGAGGUACCGCUGGACCACAGCCCCAACGCCAGCGACUCUAUGGCCUGCAACUCGCCGCCAUCCCCGGCCGUCUGGGACAAUAAUUCUCACACCAACCCCGCCAGCAGGGGCCAGCUCCCGCAGGCACCCCUCAGUUCUUCGCCGCCUUAUAUGGAAGAUUACAGCAAUCACUGGUACCAGCAAGGAUCACACUUACAACAUCCCGGUUCCGUACAUCAUACUCCUCCGCCGCAGAGCGUGGGGGCUGUAUAUUAAUAUCAAAGACUGGUUUAAAUAUGUAUAUGUCUUUUUAAGGGAAUGGACGUUCAAAUUUGUCAUUAACGUAUUUUACUCAGUCAACCAACUCCAGGAAAAGCUAAGAUCGGGACUACGCAAAUUCACGAAAAUAUUUUAGUUUUGUUUCCAACGUUGGGAAACGUGAUUUAAGAUUAUGGAAAACCGCACCACUUGAAACAUCAGUUUCUAUCCAUGCCUUAAAUGCAUUUACUAAACACGAUAUAUGUAAACAUACGUUAAAAUACAAAAUAUAUGACAUUUAUUUUGGCAAUAUGUUUCAAUGUGUCAUAGCUAGCAUAGUAAAUAUCAGUUAUUGACGCUUUCAUAGAUAUAGUUUCAUUAACACAUUGUAAUCUUACAUUAUGCAAUAUUUGCAUCACACUAUAUCUGUGUGGGUGGCAAUAAUUUGUUAUAUGACACAUUCAGCAUAUGUCAAAUAAAAAUUUAAGGACUGUUGAUGUCAGAGUAUAUGCUAUGUUUACAUGAGGGUAAUUUCACUAGGCCUGCCACUUGUACUAUUUAAAGUAUAAGAGUGUUUUUCUUAAAUUAUUAAUGAUGGUUGUUUUAUAAAUGUCACAUUUUAAUGAUAUGUUUUUCCCUACUGUUCAAAUGAAAGGUCUAAAUUAAACUGAUAGAUAUAAAAGAAAAAAAAACAUGUAUUCCAAAAUUCACAGGUGGCCUACCUUUAUAACCCAUGGUAGAAACCCAUGUAGGUAGAAACCAGUACGUGCUACACUCAGGUCAUUAUUUAUAUAUUUUGUACAAAAUGUUUAAAUCUGUAAAUAGAACUUUUGUUUUGUAUAAAAUAUCAAACCACUAAAUACACAUUGCUAUUCAAAGACAAAGAUUUCA
Megalops cyprinoides (Indo-Pacific tarpon) is the source of this 1876-nucleotide messenger RNA. RefSeq names its product homeobox protein Dlx3b-like. Gene Ontology annotation, biological process: regulation of transcription by RNA polymerase II; embryo development; epithelial cell differentiation. The transcript is spliced from 3 exons. Bases 167 to 1003 code for a protein of 278 amino acids. The record is from RefSeq and is a predicted model, not a curated record. Gene Ontology annotation, molecular function: RNA polymerase II cis-regulatory region sequence-specific DNA binding; DNA-binding transcription factor activity, RNA polymerase II-specific. Lineage: Eukaryota; Metazoa; Chordata; Actinopteri; Elopiformes; Megalopidae.